Molecule: messenger RNA, 1095 nt
Organism: Lucilia sericata (common green bottle fly)
Lineage: Eukaryota; Metazoa; Arthropoda; Insecta; Diptera; Calliphoridae
Product: vesicle transport protein SFT2B
Exons: 4
Coding region: 228-719 (163 amino acids)
Biological process (GO): vesicle-mediated transport
Cellular component (GO): membrane
Source: RefSeq, a predicted model, not a curated record
UAGCAACACUUCUACUACACAAAAACAACAAUACGUUUGACAUUUCAGUUGUAUUAAUUUCUUUACAAAUUUUUGUGUUUUCUUUUUCAGUUCUUAUUAAAUUUAUUUUUUUUCUUAUUAAUAAUAACCUAACUUCACAAAUAUUAUCGCCUAAACAAGUGUUAAUAAGUUAACAACUAGAAAUUUGUGUAAAUUAUAUUAAUUUUCUUAAGUAAAGGCAAAUAAACAUGGAUAAAUUGCGUCGAGUUUUAAGCGGUGAUGAUCGCACACCCGAAGAAGAAAGCAGCAUAAUAACACAGAUCAAUGAUAUGUCUACUUUAAGUUGGUCUACGCGCAUUAAGGGGUUUUGUAUAUGUUUUGUUUUGGGCAUAGUUUUAUCCCUAUUGGGUUCUAUAGCUCUCUUUCUACAUCGUGGUCUAGUGGUAUUUGCGGUAUUCUAUACUCUAGGCAACAUUAUAUCAAUGACCAGUACUUGUUUUCUCAUGGGUCCUUUUAAUCAAUUGAAAAAAAUGUUUUCUGAUACGCGUUUAAUAGCCACAUGCAUUGUUAUAUUUUCUCUUAUCAUGACUUUAAUUGCAGCCAUUGUGUUACAUAAACCCGGCUUGACCUUAAUUUUUAUUAUUAUACAAUCAUUAGCUAUGACUUGGUAUUCUUUAUCAUACAUACCGUAUGCUAGAGAUGCUGUUAAGAAGACUGUUUCUGCUUGUUUGGAUGUUUAAGUUCUAUUUUUUUUUUGUAUAUUAAAUUUACAAAUUUUUUUUCUUCUUAAUUUUGCACAAAUAUUAAUCAUAUUUAUAGAUUUAUUACACAAUGCCAUUUUUAAUAUUUAAAGUUAUUUCUUUUACAUUUCUCUAAAACUGCACCUUUUAAAAAAAGUAUUUUCUUUCAAGUAUUUUUGGCUUCAAGUUCAAAUUUUGUUUUUUUCCUUAAGUAUUUAAUGGUUUUCAAAAAUAUAAAUUUUUCGGAAACUUUAUGACAAAAAACAAAGCUUUAGCUUUACUUUAACAAUAAUAUUGUAUUUACAGUUUAGUCUUAAUUCCCUCCCACAAUCAUAUUAAAAAAUAAAUAUUAAAAUAUUUUGUAAUAAAAGUUUAA